GGUUACUUACAACACAUCGGUUUACCUUCUUCUUGCGGACUGUGUGUCCUAGGCCUGGCAAUUCGUUCGUCGCUGAGCUGGUGACCACCAACAAUGAAUUGGUUCGCAUCAUUGUUCUCGACUGAACGUAAACAGUCUGUACGACGAGGACAGGCAAUGUCGACAACGCACGAGGCGUUCUCACUCCCAACUUCGUCAUCGGGUCAUGGGCGACAUCCAGACGCUUUCAAUCCAGCGUCUUUGCAGACACCAGACCCACUCAGUCCAGCAUACACUUAUCCACCACAGUCACCAAUCUCUUCAUAUAGUUAUGUACCAACUUCCUCUCGUUCACGACCAACUUCCCUCCUUCCUCUACAUCAUACACCCCUCAUAGAUUCAAUGACACCACCGCCACCUUACCCCCCAUUAGAAAAUACUUGGAAUCGCCUAAAACUAUGGCUCGCUCGUGAAUACCCAGAACUAGGCGAUACCCUUAACUACGGCAUUCUUCCACAGGACCUCGCGCAAAUUGAGAUGCAAUUUGGUUUUGCACUACCGCAGGCAGUCAGGGAGUCUUAUCUUGUCGGGUGCUCAGAUGGUCUCUUCUUUGGCCUCUCGUUACUCCCACUCGAAGCUGUCCUUGAUGAAUGGCGCUUUUGGCGCGAAGUCGAUGAUGACCCUCAGACAGGAAGUAAUCCACGUCUGCGCGAUAUCAUGCGGUCAAUACCUGACGGCUAUGUGCGGAAAGAAUACUCGCAGCGUGGCUGGAUCCCACUCGUCGUGGAUAAGGCAGGCAACUACAUUGGCGUCGAUCUAAACCCUGACAAGGACGGCACCAUUGGUCAGGUCAUUGUCUUUGGGCGCGAAUUUGACACCAAGAUAGUGCUUUGGCACGGGGAUGGGGGCGGUGGAUGGGGGCGGUGGCUCGCAAAUUUCGUCGAUGAAUUAGAGAGUGGGGAAGGUUUUGAGCUAGGACAGGCAGGAGAGAGUGAAGGCAGUGAAGAUGGCUUGGGAUAUGAGGCCUACUUCUUUGACGGAAAUGGGCGGGGGCAAGGUGAUGGUGGUGGGGAGGCUGGGCCGGGGGGACUGCGGCUCACCGGAGAGUAUAGGGGGUUGAAUCCAAUGGAGGCAUGGGCUGACCGGAGCGUUAAGAAAUGGUACGAAUCAGGUUUGUUCCAAGCUGCUCCGUUACUGGAUGAGAAGAAGGGCAAGGCGCCGGAGAGACAUGGUCUUGGCGUUUUAAACCUCACUGACUCUGAAGUUGUUGUUCCUAUACCCGUUUUCACGGAUUUAAAACUCGCAGAAGAACCCAGUAUUAUAUCCCACCCACCUAUUCCCACCAUCGCCAUCACCAAACCCCCAGCUCCGUUGCCCGUCGGCCUACCGACUGUCAACGAUGUUAUCUCCCUUCCUUCGCCGCCAGAUUCGCGACGCUCGUCUAGCGAGGAUCUCGAAGCAGGACGUGGCCUCGGCAUGCGGGAAAUACCAGCAGACGUGGUAAUUGUUAAAGUUCCUCCUAGACGUUCACCUCCUUCGAAAGUUAUUUCUGCGGUAGACGACGUGCGCAUAGGGACACCACCCCCUACAAUAGAAAACGUCACUGACCUGCUUGCUGACUCUGCUCCUGCUAUGGAUGCAGUCCCACUCCAACCCUCGACUCCCACUAUUGAUGUGGCACAACUAGAGGCUUCUGGGUCAUCAGAGCCCAUUGUUACCCCGCGACUGUCGCAAGAGGCUGUUCAAGAAGCUAGCACGACUAUUCGGUUGGUCGGCGGUGGAGGCUCCUGUGGCAUUGUAGAUACCAACCCAGCAGACGAUGCUGUUUCCGACCCAGCAGCAGAUGCCAUGUCUGUGACUUCUUCAGGACCUAGCGACUCUCCGAAGAAGGAUAAAAUCCAUGAGAAGAGCAGGUCGAGUCUAUCGUCGCUGAAGAAGAUUGCUAACGUCGGUGGGGGCAAGCGGAAAAAGGACUCGAGCAGUAGCAUCAAAGAGACGAUAUGA
Molecule: messenger RNA, 1983 nt
Organism: Suillus paluster
Lineage: Eukaryota; Fungi; Basidiomycota; Agaricomycetes; Boletales; Suillaceae
Exons: 5
Coding region: 94-1983 (629 amino acids)
Biological process (GO): regulation of fungal-type cell wall biogenesis
Cellular component (GO): mating projection tip
Source: RefSeq, a predicted model, not a curated record